AUGCUCAGCAGUCAGGCUUUCUCCUUCCCCAUGGCCCACAUCAUCCUCUUUGUCUUCACGGCUUCCACCGUAUUUCACAUUCAGCAGCGGCUAGCGAAGAUUCCACUCACAUGGGACUUUGAGACGCUGGUCUUGACGAGGACGGAACGCCCCACGAGCCAGCCGCCCAGGGGUAUGUGGACCAUCAACGCCAUCGGCCGCCUGGGGAACCAGAUGGGGGAGUACGCCACCCUCUACGCCCUGGCCAAGAUGAACGGGAGGCCGGCCUUCAUCCCGGCCGAGAUGCACGGCACGCUGGCGCCCAUCUUCCGAAUCAGCCUCCCGGUCCUGCACGGCACCACGGCCAACAGGAUCCCGUGGCGGAACUACCACCUGAACGACUGGAUGGAGGAGCGCUACCGCCACAUCCCGGGCGAGUACGUGCGCCUCACCGGCUACCCCUGCUCCUGGACCUUCUACCACCACCUGCGAGACGAGAUCCUGCGGGAGUUCACCCUGCACGACCACGUGCGGGAGGACGCCCAGAGGUUCCUGCGGGGCCUGCAGGUGAAUGGCAGACAGCCGGGCACCUUCGUGGGGGUCCACGUGCGCCGGGGGGACUACGUGCGCGUCAUGCCGCGGGUGUGGAAGGGCGUGGUCGCCGACCGGCAGUACCUAGAGCAGGCCCUGGACUGGUUCCGGGCCCGCUAUGACUCCCCCAUCUUUGUGGUCUCCAGCAACGGCAUGGCCUGGUGUCGGGAGAACAUCAACGCCUCCCGUGGGGACGUGGUGUUCGCCGGCAACGGCAUCGAGAACUCCCCCGCCAAGGACUUCGCGCUGCUCACGCAGUGCAACCACACCAUCAUGACCAUUGGGACGUUCGGGAUCUGGGCCGCCUACCUCGCGGGCGGAGAGACCAUCUACCUGGCCAAUUACACCCUGCCCGACUCCCCCUUCCUCAAACUCUUUAAGCCAGAGGCAGCCUUCCUGCCCGAGUGGAUUGGGAUCGACGCAGACCUCUCUCCCCUACUCAAGCACUGA
Messenger RNA from Ailuropoda melanoleuca (giant panda), 1020 nucleotides. RefSeq names its product fucosyltransferase 2 (H blood group) (gene FUT2). Bases 1 to 1020 code for a protein of 339 amino acids. NCBI's taxonomy places the organism in Eukaryota, Metazoa, Chordata, Mammalia, Carnivora, Ursidae. Gene Ontology annotation, cellular component: membrane. Gene Ontology annotation, biological process: carbohydrate metabolic process. The record is from RefSeq and is a predicted model, not a curated record. The transcript has a single exon. Gene Ontology annotation, molecular function: galactoside 2-alpha-L-fucosyltransferase activity.